UCCUUGGUGGAGUGUGAAGGGGAUUGUGCUGCUGGGACCGGCUUCCCCCAGGGACAGCACUCUGCAGACCACCCAGAGGGACCUCCAGAGACCUGGCUGGGGAUGCUGGGUGUAUACUGAGCGAGUCCGUUAAAGGGCAGCUGGGGGAGGGCAGUGCCUGCCAGCAUGGUGCCCCCCUGGGCUGUAGGACUGGCACUGACUGUGUGCAGGAGAUCCCUCCACCCCUGCUCUGAUGGGCACAUGGUGCUUGGCAGCAGGGGGUGGCACAGCCUGGGUAAAAACCAUCUGGGGGCAAACUGCUCCCUACCCCAGAGAGGGGCAAACUGCUCCCUGCCCCAGAGAGGGGCACACAGCCUCCUGCCCCAGAGAGGGGCACACUGCUCCCUGCCCCAGAGAGGGGCAAACUGCUCCUUGCCCCAGAGAGGGGCAAACUGCUCCUUGCCCCAGAGAGGGGCACACUGCUCCCUGCCCCAGAGAGGGGCAAACUGCUCCAUGCCCCAGAGAGGGGCACACUGCUCCAUGCCCCAGAGAGGGGCACACUGCUCCCUGCCCCAGAGAGGGGCACACAGCUCCCUGCCCCAGAGAGGGGCACACAGCUCCCUGCCCCAGAGAAUGGCAUACAGCUCCCUGCCCCAGAGAAUGGCAUACAGCUCCAGUACUGAGAGUGCCUUCAAUGUGUUUGACAGGAAGAUGAAAAGGAAGCAGAGGAACUGGGCAGCAUGCCAGCCCAAUGCCCAGCAGUAUGACUACCUUAAGGAAGAAGUGGGCGCUCGAAUUGCAGACCGUGUAUUUGAUAUCGCCCGGGUAUUUCCUUUUGCUUUAGAUCUUGGCUGUGGAAAAGGCUAUAUUUCUAAACAUUUAAUAAAGGAAACCGUAGAAAAAUUAGUUCAAGCAGACAUGUCUGAAAAGGCUUUGAAAAACUCUGUAUCAACCGAAAUUCCAACCAAUAAUGUAAUUGUGGAUGAAGAAUUUAUUCCAUUUAAGGAUGGAACGUUUGAUAUUGUUGUAAGCAGCUUAAGUUUGCACUGGGUGAAUGAUCUACCACGGACAUUUCACGAGAUACAUCGUGUCCUAAAGGAAGAUGGCGUAUUUAUUGGUGCCAUGUUUGGGGGCGAGACACUGUAUGAGCUCCGCUGCUCGUUGCAACUGGCAGAAAUCGAGAGAGAGGGAGGAUUUUCACCUCAUGUCUCUCCAUUCACAGCCGUCACCGACUUGGGAAAUCUUUUAAGAGCAUCUGGCUUUAACAUGCUGACCGUGGACACUGAUGAAAUCCAAGUUCACUAUCCUGGAAUGUUUGAAGUCAUGCAAGAUUUGCAAGGUAUGGGGGAGAGCAGCUGCUCGUGGAACAGAAGAUCUUUGCUUCACCGAGAUUCAAUGAUAGCUGCUGCAGCUAUUUAUCAAGAAAUGUAUGGCGAGAAGGAUGGGACUGUCCCAGCAACAUUUGAGAUCUUUUAUAUGAUUGGAUGGAAACCACAUGAAUCACAGGCCAAGCCAGCAAAGAGAGGAUCUGCAUCAGCGUCAUUUGCUGAUCUGGGAAGAGUAAAUGAAAUUAUCUCGAAUAUAAAGGGAAAAGAAAACUGAACUCCGCUGCAAUUGCUCUUUGUUCUAUAUUUUAUUUAAAAAAAAAAAAAAAAAAAGUAUACUGUGUAUUUUGUAAUAAUUAGAAUAAAUAUAUAGAAAACGCAAGCCAAAA
Molecule: messenger RNA, 1693 nt
Organism: Pelobates fuscus (common spadefoot toad)
Lineage: Eukaryota; Metazoa; Chordata; Amphibia; Anura; Pelobatidae
Gene: NDUFAF5
Product: NADH:ubiquinone oxidoreductase complex assembly factor 5
Exons: 11
Coding region: 166-1581 (471 amino acids)
Biological process (GO): mitochondrial respiratory chain complex I assembly
Cellular component (GO): mitochondrion
Molecular function (GO): S-adenosylmethionine-dependent methyltransferase activity
Source: RefSeq, a predicted model, not a curated record